Messenger RNA from Brassica rapa (field mustard), 3242 nucleotides. RefSeq names its product ankyrin repeat-containing protein At5g02620. Gene Ontology annotation, molecular function: protein binding. The record is from RefSeq and is a predicted model, not a curated record. Lineage: Eukaryota; Viridiplantae; Streptophyta; Magnoliopsida; Brassicales; Brassicaceae. Gene Ontology annotation, cellular component: plasma membrane.
CUAUCGCUCUCUCUCUCUCUCCUCCUUUGCGUCAUAACCAAAAUGGAUGCUUUUGAGACUCAUCAACCGAGAGAGAUCGCGACUCAUCCUCUGCAUAACUCCUUUAGUCCCAGGAGUGAAGAGUAUGUCGUGGCCGGGAAGUUUCCACGGGAGAGGUCAUCAGUCUUUGAUUUGGACAAAGAUGGUUCUAGCCCUCUGCAUGCGGCUGCAGCAGCCGGCCAAGUAGAGACCGUGAGGGCAAUUUUGGGAAUCGACAAGAAACUUUGCAGGCUUAAAGGUAGAGAUGGAAAGACUCCACUUCAUGUGGCAGCGAUGAGAGGCAAAACCGAUGUGAUCAGAGAGAUUGUCUCCAGCUGCGUUGAUUGCGUAGAAGAUGAGACGGUUCAAGGUCAAACUGCUUUGCAUCUCGCUGUUAUGCACCAAGAGAUCGGAGCGGUGGUAGCUAUUGUUGAGUUGAUCACGGAGAUGAAUCAAAUUGAAGUGUUGUACAAGAAAGAUGAACAGGGUAACACUGCUCUUCAUCUAGCUACCUGGAGAAAAAAUCGCCAGGUGAUUGAAGUGUUGGUUGAGGCAAUACCAGAAGAGUCUAAGACAUUUGAGGUGAAUGCAAUGAACAAGAUGGGUCUCUCUGCACUGGAUUUGCUGGUUAUGUUUCCGAGCGAAGCAGGCGAUAGAGAAAUCUAUGAGAAACUUAUCCAAGCUGGAGCUCAAAGAGGGAGCGAUAUAGGUACCACCACCAAUAUCCAAAGAACCACUUCUUCAACUUCCGCUUGCCAAGAGAGAGCAAUGGAGUCACAAAGCCAUAAAGAUCUCGUGAAAUACUUCACUUUCAAAAAGCACAGAGACUCGCCAUCAGAGGCACGCAGCGCUUUACUGGUGGUGGCUUCGCUCGUCGCGACAGCCACCUUCCAGGCCAGCCUGACUCCACCAGGUGGAACCUGGCAAGAUAGCUACACACCUGAUGUUUCCCAGAACGCAACUAGCCAACAACCUCAUAUAGCAGGGCAGUCUAUCAUGGGGACAUUCAACGGAAUCGCUUUCACUUUGUUCGUCUUCUUUAACACGAUUGGGUUUUCGGUUUCGCUUUCAAUGCUCAAUAUUCUCACCCUGGGGUUCCCGUUGCGGUUCCAGCUUCAGAUCUGUAUGAUGGCUAUGUACUUCUCCCACAACACGGCCAUGACCAGCGUGGCGCCAGAUCAUGUGAAGCUUUACUGCGUUCUCAUCACGUCCAUCCUUGCUGCUGCCACUCCAGCUUUGAUGAGGUUGCUUGAGAAGCCUAUUGCCAUGCUCUGUCAAUUAUGGGACUCCAUGUUACAGAAAAUCUGUUGUCAGUAGAUAAUAUUUCAUGUAGAGGUUUUGUAACAUAAAAAGCCAGUUCAUUAUCUAUCUUCUCCUAAUCAUGUUGUAAAGUAAUGAAAAGAAGAGACCCAAAUAUUUCAGUUACAAGCCAUCAUAUUAAACCAAAAACAAUUCGAAGAGAACCAAAAUUAAAUCGUACCGAGCUUGAACCAAAACAUCAGCGAGAACUAACGGGCCGAAAAUGGGCCUCGAAGGAAGACCUAGCUAAAACCCUAACUAACUCAUCACACUAUAUAAAUAGAUUGCAAUCGCCGUAUGCUUGUAUCAUCAAAUUUCAAUUCAAUUCAUCAUUAGUGCAUCUUUUUUUUUUUUUUUUUGGCUCAACAUCAACUUUCAUUAACCAAUAACAGUGAAUACAGGAUUGUAACCACACGAGUUUAAACCCAACAUACAAACGACGAAAUCUAGUACCACCUAGAAUCACUAAGUUGGAUUCUACGCUACCUAAUUUGGACGUCGCUGUAUUUUUCACCACUUGGAGACGACACCAACUCACGACACGAGAUGGCCGUCUCUUAGACCCUACUAAUUUGACCACAAAGUACGGAGACAGUAAUUUACACGGAAAAGAAUGAAAACGUAGCCGGUACCAAUUUUUAACCGCCUAUUAGUCUCCUAAUGGUAAGCCUUCAGCACGUGUACUAACAGGACCAUCACCGCUGGCGCAUACCGACCAAAUUCCACCCCUCCGGCAGUCACCAUCCCGACCCUAAGCCACAAAACCGAACAAGAAUGUCCGGACUGAAAAGCGGAUUUUGACGUCGGAAAACGAGCAAGGAUCACCAAAUAACAGCUUCAAGAGGUGCAAAGCACGUACCGCCGGGACAAUCGUAGAUAUCACCGGCGCUGGGAAAUACGGCUCCGCCGUGCCUCAGAAGGCAGAGACCUCUACUCCGGUUGACAAGUCCGUCGUUGAAGGUUCAUGCCGCACGUUGUCUCCGGGAACCAAAGAACAAGCCCCUUUUCACCGUCUGUCGCAGCACUCCUCCAGCAGUCUCACCGUCACACGGUAAGGUAGAUCCGCGGUGGAGGAGACGUCACACCUCGUCACGCGCCGACGCCAUGAAUCCUUCACCGUAGAUCUCGAAAUUUGGAAAACCGGAUCUGGUGAAGUCUUCAAUCCUAAAAGCCGACUUUCAUCUCCGUCGUUCCACCUUGUAUCUCGCCGCUACUCCAUAGAAGCCGAGAGCCAUCACCGCCGAACACAAGAGGUCACCGGAAGAAGUCAUCGACAGCACAGAAUCGCGAGCAUAUCGACGAAGGGAGACCGGGGAAAAUGAAAGCAAAGAGAAAAACAAGGAAGGGAGAGGGAGGUGGUGCCUCCGGCACGCCUAUCAGCAGCGGCGGCCGGAGUUAGGGUUUUUACAGAUCUGGUUUUUUACGCGUUUGAGAGAGAGGAUUUACUUAUUUUGAAUGAUUUCCAUCAUUAGUGCAUCUUGAUAACGAUUCCAUGAAUAGUUUUUUUUUUCUGGUUUAAAUGCUGUUCUCUUUUGAUUGAUUCGUUUUCUUUUGGUCGAUCAUCUUUUUCCAUUAUAAAAAAAAAAGAUAGAGAAGGCAGUGACGACUAGGAAAUAUUCAAGCUCAACAGACCGGAAUUAGGCGUUUCUUUCGAGACUCGUUUCUGUGUCGAUAAUCCCGCUGAACUGAGCCUUCUUGAUUUUACUCGCUUUGAUUUUGAAAUAUCGAUUUAUGUUUUAAUGAAUUGGAGAUGACGAUGAGGAUAUAAUGCUCCCUCUUCUGAGUUCAGCUGAAGUAACUUGCUGGCAGAAUCGAACCUAAUAUCACUAGCCACCACUGAGUCAUCUCCUUCCAAUAUAAAUAUUGUUUUUUCCACCACUGAUUUGAUUUGGAUUUUGGAUAAUGACUACUGACGAUUGCUAUGA